AUGACACCUGCUGUUGAACCAAGCAAAUGGAAAGCAGUUCGACCAGACCAACGCCGGCAAAACGAGCCUCAUGCGAUCGCUGUCAUCUUCAGAAAAUCAGAUGCCCUCGACCGGAUUCCGACGAUCGCGCCAUCACCAAGGGGACGGCCAAGCGGAAGCAGGAAGUCGACCAGCAACAGCUAUAGAACGCCGGAGGUACCUCUUCUGCCCCGGCCCUCGCAAACUACCCCGGAACCAAUAGACAACCAGGAAACGAUAUCUGACGAGCUCCGAUCAGUACUGGUGUCUCAAAAUUAUGGCUAUCCGGCAGGGACCUGGUUUGAGUCGGAUCCAUGGUCCUUGUUAGGGACUGCAGCUGAUAGGGGAUCAUUCGCUGAUCUUACCAUGGAAACAGCAUCAACAUACACCCCAAGCGCCUCAUCUGCUGAGCUAUCCCACGAUGACAUUUUCACAGAUUCGAUGCAGCAGCUGGCAGCGCUAAGUUGCAGCCUCUAUACGCUUCACACCACGUGCCGCAACGAGAUCGCCAGCCUGGGGCUCCAGCCCCAGCUCGUCUCUCAUACGAACGCCUUCAAUUCCUUGGCGACUUUACUGAGAGCCCUACCGAGCCUUGACGAAUACGAGAUAUACACGGAAGCCUGUCUCGCAUCAAAGAGUUUGCUCCUGGUCAUGUAUCGGCUUCGGCUCUUCGACUCCCCGAAUGAUGAGGUUUUACCGGCUGCCCUGCAGCAUCUUCUCUCUGCGUGUUAUGUCCAACUCCUCCACGUGCAUACGAUUCUGGUCAGGCUUAUGUCAUAUGAGGCGUCGAACUCACCGGACUUUCAUCAAGGCGACCCCUUCUCCUUCGCCCGGCUUCGUCUGGUGGUCAUCUACUACCUUGUCAAGCAUCUGCUGGAACACCUGCGGCGUGGCUAUGGUGCAUAUGGUCUGACAGUGGCACGGUCGGGCUAUCAGCCAACUACCAAUACAGGAUCUCACGAAAUCAGUCAGGCUGAACACAACCUAUGGAACGACCUCCAGGAGUUGGAAAUCUGUCUUUCCCCAGGAUUACAGAUGCCUUCGGCUCAUGAAUCUGCCGAGUAG
Molecule: messenger RNA, 1083 nt
Organism: Aspergillus bombycis
Lineage: Eukaryota; Fungi; Ascomycota; Eurotiomycetes; Eurotiales; Aspergillaceae
Product: Zn2/Cys6 DNA-binding protein
Exons: 2
Coding region: 1-1083 (360 amino acids)
Source: RefSeq, a predicted model, not a curated record